CAAAACGACGGAAGAAAACAAAAAAAUGGCCAUCCAGUUGAUUGAUUUUAACCAUAUCAAAACCUAACCAUCAGUUAAAUCCCUAAAAAAUUAUCCCCAAAAUCUUUCCCCUUUGUUCAUAUGAAAAACUAGCAAUGGAAGGGGGAGCCUCUUCAUCUCUUCCAGAAUCACAUCCACAGCCACAGCCACCGCCGCAGGAGGUGGCACAACCACAGCAAUUUCAAGAACAGGCGGCAACGCAAGAACAACAACAAGAAGCCAUUUUACAAUAUCAAAAACAACAGCAAGAAUAUCAAGAUUACUACAAUUAUUACUAUCAAACCUACGAUCAAUCCUCUUCUGCUUCGUAUUACCCUUAUUAUCAACAACAAUACCCUCCUCAAUGGCCGCAAUACUACGACCCGCAGCAACAAAAUUACGCUUAUUAUCAACAACAACCACCGCCGGCACCGCCCGAUUACUAUCAGCAGCAGCAACCUCCACAACCACAGCAACAGCAACAGCAACCGCCACAACAACAGCAACAGCAACCGCCACAACAGCAGCAACAGCAACCGCCACAACAGCAGUAUUACCAUCAACAACCUCCUCCUCCCGCGGUUGCUGUUACCCCAAUUUCGGAUUCUGGUGGGGCCACCCAACCGCAGGCUCCGUUAGAUGGCGGAAAUGGGAAGAAUGCUGCGGCCGCUGCUGCCAUUGCUGCGCUUGAGCAGCUGGCUCAGUUUGCUGGGACUAUGGACGCGGCGGAGAGGGCAAUUGCUGGGUUGCCGCCUGUUGCCACUCCAAGAUUUCAGCUUUCAAUGCGUCCUCCUGCGGAUGGUCGACAUCUGCACAGGGGUGGUGGUAGACGAGGUGGUGGACCAUUGCGAGGGGGUCGCCGGGGAAAUACUGGCCAAUAUUCUGGUUCUGCUCCUCCUUUCCGUGGAAAAGGACGCGGUAAAGGCAAUGCCCAUUCUAGAAGCUUCCAAGCACAAGGUGUGAUAUCAACAUCUUCCUAUCCAGACCAUCCAGCUGCUGCUGUUGAGGCAGGUCAGUCUGCUCGAACACCAGAAAAUGUAGCAUUUAAGCAAGGAUCUGCACAGAUUGCAUGGUGUGAAAUUUGUCGGGUAGAUUGCACCAGUUUGGAAAUUCUUGAGCAGCAUAAGAAUGGCAAGCGGCAUAAGAAGAACUUGCUUCGGAAUGAAGAGGUGAAAGAACCCAUCAAACCGGGGGAAGAAAUUCAGAACGAUCAUAAACCUGUAAAUGAUCUCAAGCCAGAAGUUUCUCAGGAGACUAAGGUUGCACAGGAUGGUGAAGAGCAGAAGUCAGCAGAAAACUUGACAUCUGAAGCUGCCAGUGAUGAACCUAUUAUAGAGAACAAUCAGCAGGAUAAUGCUGGGGAAAAUAUCGAAGCUCCAGCAGGGGAAUUAUCUAAUCAGAAAGGAAAUAAGCGUAAAGUGAACUCGUUCGAUAAUAGGAGGCGUGGAGGGAAUCACAAAAUUAGAGGUGGCCGGGGCGGGAAGCGCGUGAGGACUUCUGAAACUAAUAAUAGAUUUGAACCACCCAAACCUAAAGUGGUAAUUCCCUUACUCUGUGAUCUAUGCAAUGUCAAAUGUGAUACUCGGGAGGUUCUGGACCGCCAUUUUGCUGGCAAAAAGCACAUUGCUAAACUCAAUCGAUUUCAAGGCCAUCAGUCUGUUUAUGGGCCAACAGGGCUUCAGGCACUUUACCCUCCCAAUCCAGUGGCACAAACUCAUUUUGUUCUGCAGGGCCAUCAACCUUUCUAUCCUCCGCAGGGUUUAUUUCCCCCACAGUUUCCUUCCCAGGCUCACCACUCUACAGCAGCAGCUCCUGCAAUUUUGGAUCCUCAAUUCUCUCAAAGUUUUGUGCCACAACAGUCGGAAGCCACUUCAACUGCAAAUCCUGCAGCAGCUGUCUUCAGGCUCUGAAGGUAAAGGGUCAUAUCCUUCUCCCAUUAGCGGCACGGCUGAAAAUUAAUGGAUUCAUUCCAGCUGCUGGGUAUAUACUUGUGGUGUUGUAUGCAUUAACCCAUGAGCGUGCUUUUUGCGCUUCUGAUAGACAGUUUAGCAUGGAAUGAAAUAUUAGUUUCUCUAUUAGUGAAAUCUGAUUAUGGUUUUUUUCUUUAAGUGGAAAUCAGACUGGAAAACAUAUUAAUCUGAAAUAAUCGAAUACUCAAAUUUUAGCA
Mercurialis annua (annual mercury) is the source of this 2185-nucleotide messenger RNA. RefSeq lists its product as uncharacterized. Lineage: Eukaryota; Viridiplantae; Streptophyta; Magnoliopsida; Malpighiales; Euphorbiaceae. The record is from RefSeq and is a predicted model, not a curated record. The transcript is spliced from 2 exons. Bases 135 to 1928 code for a protein of 597 amino acids. Gene Ontology annotation, molecular function: zinc ion binding; nucleic acid binding.